CUCAUCCGGGAGAAAAGCUUGACGUGGCAGCCGCUCAUCACUUCCCCUCCGGUCUCUCAGUCACCUUCGUGCGUCUGCGGGUUCCGGUUCGACAGGAGAACCGAUCCUGACCCGGGAGGAGAAUGUGGCUGAUCGCGUUGGCCGCCGUUCUUCAGUGCGUCUCCGGUUAUGAUGUCGACGUGAAGAAGCUGGAGGGAAUGGCGCGUGCGCGGGUGGAGACGUGUGGUGGAUGACAGCUCAACAGGCUCAGAGAGGUCAAAGCUUUUGUGACUCAGGAUAUUCCACUUUACCAUAACUUGGUGAUGAAGCACAUUCCUGGGGCAGAUCCUGAGCUUGUCCUCCUCAGUCACUAUUACGACGAACUUGAUAGGAUUGCUCUUUCUCACAUGACCCGCACUGAGAUCAAUGAGCUUUUGGGGAAACUGGGGUUCUACAAGAAGGAGAAGCCAGAAGAUGAGGUGCCAGAGGAGUUCCGCUUCUCCCCCGCCAAAGACAGCCCGUUUAAAGACGAGCCCCAGCACACAACAACCACCUCUGAGCCGAAAGCAGAAGCUGAGCACACUGACCUAUAACCUGCAGGAGCAAGUCCACCGUAGCUGCUGACAGAAAUGUUUGUAACAGGAGAAAGAUCUGGGAAACUUACAUCUAUGUGAUGAACCACUCCAAAUAAGCACCUAUUUUUCAUUCCACUUUUUUUGGGUGGUAUCAGGUUAUUUUGUGGGUGAUUUUCUACUGUCCAAACAGAAAUUACAAGUGUGUCUGUGAAAUGAUUCUUAUUUCCUCUUUUUGUGCGUCUUCCUUCCUGCUGUGGAACUGAAUGAAGCUUCAGGCUGAAAAUCUUCUGACCGGCCUGAGGCUGAUGCUAUUUGUUCUGCUGGGUAGGACGGAUGCACACAUUCUGGAGGAAAAGUUGUAAAAGAAGAAAAUAAAAACACUAAACCACC
Oryzias melastigma (Indian medaka) is the source of this 944-nucleotide messenger RNA. RefSeq names its product selenoprotein M (gene selenom). Gene Ontology annotation, molecular function: oxidoreductase activity. Gene Ontology annotation, cellular component: endoplasmic reticulum lumen. Lineage: Eukaryota; Metazoa; Chordata; Actinopteri; Beloniformes; Adrianichthyidae. The record is from RefSeq and is a predicted model, not a curated record. The transcript has 5 exons.